Messenger RNA from Pistacia vera, 1315 nucleotides. RefSeq names its product GDSL esterase/lipase 4-like. Bases 16 to 1101 code for a protein of 361 amino acids. NCBI's taxonomy places the organism in Eukaryota, Viridiplantae, Streptophyta, Magnoliopsida, Sapindales, Anacardiaceae. The record is from RefSeq and is a predicted model, not a curated record. Gene Ontology annotation, biological process: lipid metabolic process. The transcript is spliced from 5 exons. Gene Ontology annotation, molecular function: lipase activity.
GUUGUGUAUUUAGUGAUGGCAAGUCGAAGCAAGUUUGUUCUCUACGUAAUUGUUACAUUUUAUGUAACCCUUUCUAGCGUGACGGAAUCUUCUGAUAUUAAAACUCAUAAGCUCUUGUUUGUCUUUGGAGAUUCACUCUUUGACACAGGCAACAAUCCGUAUCUUCCCGCAAAUGAAGGUAGGUUUCCUACGGGGACUCUUUGGCCCUACGGGAUCACCUUCUUUGACAAGCCCACUGGAAGAAUCUCUGAUGGCCGUCUACUCCCUGACUUCAUUGCCACUAAUGCAAAAUUGAGACUACCAGUACCAUACCUGGAGGAAGGAGGUGUAUUUAUUGAUGGAAUCAACUUUGCUUCAGCCGGGGCAGGUGUUCUUGGCGAGAGUGAGACGGCGAUUAACCUUGGAGUACAAUUACAAUAUUUCAAGACCGUCGUAAAACAAUUGGAACAGAUAUUAGGCCACGAGGAAGCCAAAAGUCUUUUGCACAGAUCGGUGUUCUUGUUCAGCAUAGGAGGCAACGACUACAUGAGGUUUAACAUGAACAGAGAUCCUACUCUUUCCGAGCAGGUUGAACUUGUAGGGCAGGUGAUGGGUAAUUAUACAGCUGCACUCGAAGAAUUUUAUGCUCUAGGAGUAAGGAAAAUUGGGUUCCAGAAUGUUGGACCUUUGGGUUGCAUGCCAAAUGUCAGACAAAGAACCAAUAAUGUAGAGGUUGAUUGUGUAGAUAGAUUCAUGAGCCAGGCAACAUUGCACAACAGUUUCCUAGCUACUGUCCUGGAGCAAUUUGAGCUUAAACACCCUGGUUUCAAAUAUGCAUUAUUUGAUUACUACAAUGCUCUUCGUGACAGAACUCUUCAUCCCACAGAACAUGGCUUCAAGGUAGGAAAUGUUGGAUGCUGUGGCAGUGGAGCACUGAAUGGAGAAAAUUGCAGUAGUACUCAGGAACCUUUCAAUUUGUGCGAAGAUGUGAAUGAGUAUGUGUAUUUUGAUGGGGGUCAUCAUACUGAUAGAGCCAACUUUCAACUAGCACAGCUGAUGUGGAAAGGACCAAAACAUGUCACAGGACCUUGUUACAAUGUCGAGAUGUUGUUUAAUCUCUAAAUAUAUGGAGGCUCGGAGAGCUCUAAUUAAAUAAAGGGGAUGCAUACAUGUAAUAUGUCAUGUUCCCAGAAAAAUAAGGUGAUUGGGAUUUCUAGUCCAUAGCCAUAGGUCUAGGACUUGUGUGAGAAAGUUCUCUCGGGAUAUCUGAUCUUGAGAUUGUUGUUAAUUUCUAGUUUUCAUUUCAGUAACUUCAAAAAAAUCUCUGAGCAUCAUU